Molecule: messenger RNA, 2966 nt
Organism: Gadus macrocephalus (Pacific cod)
Lineage: Eukaryota; Metazoa; Chordata; Actinopteri; Gadiformes; Gadidae
Exons: 4
Coding region: 1-1224 (407 amino acids)
Source: RefSeq, a predicted model, not a curated record
AUGUACCUGUCCCACGAGUCACUGCUUAACCUCGGCCUCUUCCCUGCGGACUUCGGUUCUGCCCACGUGAAACCUUCGCCACUCCACCUCGCACGUCGCAUCCCGGGGGACACCUGGAAAACCGUCACGGAUGCCUGGAACGGCUACCAUAGUGUGCCCCUGCGAGUGUCGGACCGUCGUCUGACCACCAUUGUCACGCCCUUCGGCCGCUGGCGCUACAUCAGGGCGCCGCAAGGAUUCCUGUCAUCUGGGGACGGCUACAACCAUCGUUUUGACGCUAUCCUCUCAGACUUCGAGCGCAAAGAACGUUGUGUGGAUGACACUAUCCACUAUGACACUGACCUGGAGCAUCACUGGUGGAGGACCAUCGACUUCCUGACACGUAGGAAGCCUUCCAAAUGUGCCAUAAUUGGGCAGGCCAUAAUUGGGGCCAUCCGUGAGGGCGUGGAGAUCUACGACAUGCGGAGGCGCACCUGCCUCCGCCCUGACUGGUCCAGGCGUGGCAUUGGCUACUUCCUGGUCCAACAACAUUGUAGCUGCACUUCGGGCAUACCUGACUGUUGCCCAGGAGGAUGGAGGAUCACCCUCGCCGGUUCGCGUUUCCUAUCCUCGGCGGAGCAACACUAUGCGGCCAUCGAAGGAGAGGCCCUGGCCAUGGCCUGGGGCCUGGAGCAGACACGAUACUUCACACAAGGAUGUGACAACCUCGUCGUAGUCACCGACCACAAGCCCCUUUUGAAGAUCUUCGGCGACGGCACGCUAGAUGAGAUAACAAACUCACGCCUGUUCAGACUCAAGCAGCGUACCCUCCCAUGGCGCUUUGACAUUGUGUACCUACCUGGCAAGAGCAACCAUGCUGCUGAUGCGACUUCGAGGCAUCCUUGCCUCUCGGGCUCUGCGAACGGCCUCUCAAUGGGAUUGCGUAGCGUACCUGACACUGUAGAAUCCUGUUGCCCUGUUGACGCCGCCCGCGACCUGAUGCCCCGGGUUGUCGUUCCCCAGGCAGCAGAUGGACCCCGUGACUCGGCUUUGGACACCUCCCCGCCGGAGCCCCCUGGUGAGGCAUCCUCUGGUCUCGGGGCCCAGGAUGUCCCCGUUCCUACGGGCGUCGACCCAGAUGCGUCGCUUCCGGCGUCGCAGUCGCCCCAUCUUGGACAGCCGUGCCGCACGAAGAUGCCACCCAGACGCAAGGAGCCCGAGACGGGCCGUUGGAUACAGGACUGAGUCCGUUAACCUAUUCCCGUUCAUAGCUUUCCGGACUGGGAGGGAUGCAGAGUUUACCUCCGGCCACUAGGGGAUAGUGUUGUAUUGCAGACCGCUGACCGGCUGAGUUGGCGGUCUACCUUGCUGUGUUCGCUGGCAUUGCAGACGUUCCCGUUGCAUAGCAUGUGGAGCUGCUGGCAUGAUUCAUCUUUCUACACCAAUCCAGAACAAAGGAAACCAGGAAGCUGGCCACCGCACACAAUGGUUCAAGAACUGGCUUUAACCGGCCGUGAUGCAGCACCUCAUCUCCCCCCUCCUUCCCCCAGAAACCACGAGGGACAGGGAGAGCUGGGGUCGACGGGGGUCUGUGGGCCUCCAGGAGAUCUGCCAGCUGUGAGAUCAUAACCCCUAAGCCUCCAUGAAACAGAGAGAGAGAGAGAGAGAGAGAGAGAGAGAGAGAGAGGGAGAGAGAAGAGAGAGAGAGAGAUGGCAUGGGCGAGAGAGGGAGAGUCGAGAGAGAGAGAGAGAGAGAGACAAAGUCACAGAGAGAGAUGGAGAGGGGAAACAUUUGCCAUCAAGUCCAGGGAGAGAACCAGAAGGGAAGAGCCUGCAUGCGAACCUUGGUACAAACAACACAGGAGCCAAACAAGAGUUCAGUAGUUUUGGAUUGUUCCCCUGAAUGUGACGCUAGGCUGGGGGGGCUCAACAGUGAAGUCUGUCGCUCCAUUAUUAAAGACCACGCUCACCGUUGGCCUCCAGGGAAAGAGGGAUUUAAAGGGAAAAAAAAAUUCUGACAAGGUUUUAGGGUUACUUAGCCACACAGUAUGCCAAUAGAGGCUGGGUCAGAUUGAUGGUAGAAAUUAGAACGGUUUUACCGACAACCCAACCUGCCUGUUAAGAACUUCUGAGAGUCCUGAGCUCAUCCUGGCACAAAGAGCCAAGAGGAUAGGUAACACUCCUCCCACCACAGCCCAGCGUGGUUCAGCACCGCAGUGCAUUAGAUGGGGUGGCCGACAAUGUUAUCACUGAAAGGUCCCCGGGGCCCGAUGCCCAUCCAAGGACAGUGAACCAGGGGUCUAACCAAGUGGGGUUGAGUAUGCCCACCAGGCUAUUUAUGACCUCCCAGGACCCCAUACACACACACAUACACACACAGACACACACACGAGGCAAACACAGGCUCUAACCAGCGGCUAUGUGGGGCUGCUGUUCUGCCGGUCAAAUAAACACUUGUCUCAUCUCCCAUUAGGCUCUUAUCAGGGCCGGGAGUGAAGUGUCCUGUUAAGUGAGUCUAGCACCGCCUGGUCGUCUGUGGACCACCACACCACCACAUUCUCCUAGCUGACUGGACGGCUGUUGGCAGAAGGUGUGACCGAUCGGCAGGACUGGAAUAGUUAACUUCAGCUCCGUAUCCUAAACUUAUCUUGUGAGUCAUCAUCAUCAUGGAAACACCCACCUGAUGCCCACAGAUCUUACUACCUAUGAUAUGAUAUACUAUGAUAUACUGCCAUAUAUCAUUGUCAUCUGUGAGGUAUUUUGCUCAGGGUUACGCUCAUAGCUUUGUGGAUACAUGAAUGUAUCGGAAACCCAGAUGGAUAAUGUGUGGAAGAGAUGAAACAUGGUAACUCGAAACAGAUCAUUGCAGUUUCAUCUUACAUAACAAAUAUAAUAUCUAUAAAAGAUCUCAGAAUAAACACUAAAAUAGGUUCACUUUCACUUCAUUGCUGGAUUACAGUUUACGGAAUAUACAGGCCUCCAUUAAG